GUGUCAUUAUCAUUUACUUGUUUUGUGCUUGUGAGCUUGUAGUGUAGUUUUCCAGCUAUAUUAAUUUAAUCUUUGUUUUCCAGUGGUAAACGAUAACUCAAAACGCUUGAGUAUUUCAAUUAUUGAUGGUUAUUUGUUUUUAGCCCCCAGUGAUUUUCAUUUCUUGAUAGUAGUAGUCGCCUUUUGAAACAUUCUCAUUUAUAGACAAAGUAAAUUUACAAUUACCGGAUCAAGUAAAAGGCUCACUUACUGCUAAUAUUAUGGCAUUGGCUCUUCAAAGACGUGCAAAUGUGAGGCUUCCACCUGAAGUCAAUAGAAUCCUAUACAUUAGGAAUUUACCUUAUAAAAUAUCAGCUGAAGAAAUGUAUGAUAUAUUUGGUAAAUAUGGCGCAAUAAGGCAAAUUCGUGUUGGCAAUACACCCGAGACUAGAGGAACUGCGUUUGUGGUAUACGAAGAUAUCUUUGAUGCUAAAAAUGCAUGUGACCAUUUAUCUGGAUUCAAUGUGUGCAACAGAUAUUUAGUAGUUUUAUAUUAUAGAUCUAACAAAGCAUUUAAGGGUAUGGAUAUAGAAAAGAAACAAGAAGAAUUAGAUACUUUAAAGAAGAAAUAUGGUAUUUCCACAGAAGAACUACGUAAAUAAAUAUUUAUAAACUAAAGGCUCUAUAUGGUUGAAUUUUUAAUAUUCCCCGCACUUUCAUUUUUUAAGGAUUAGUUUUCAUUUUGAAUCAUUAAUUUCAAAUAAUAUUCUUUUUUAUAUUAUACUCAAAAGUUAUAAGUAAUCUCUGGAGCAAGAUGUGUCAUCUCUUCAAGUCCUCCUAUUGAUGUACAAUAACUUAACCUGGCUUUAUUUCUAGUCCGAAAAGUGAACUAAACUUAAAUGUUGCACAUUUAAAAGUAUGACCAAUUUAAAUACUUGUGUACAAAAAGAUACACUAGAGUUUGGAUUUGAAAUAUAUUUGAAUACCAUUAUAUUUCGUAUUUUUUUCACGAUUAAUUAUGAACAAAUUAAAACUGUAUCUCUAAAAAUAAAGGACUUUCCAUACAAA
Bicyclus anynana (squinting bush brown) is the source of this 1047-nucleotide messenger RNA. RefSeq names its product splicing factor 3B subunit 6 (gene Sf3b6). Gene Ontology annotation, molecular function: mRNA binding. Gene Ontology annotation, cellular component: cytoplasm; nucleus; ribonucleoprotein complex. NCBI's taxonomy places the organism in Eukaryota, Metazoa, Arthropoda, Insecta, Lepidoptera, Nymphalidae. The record is from RefSeq and is a predicted model, not a curated record. The transcript has 3 exons. The coding region runs from base 261 to 641 and encodes 126 amino acids.